AUGUACAGUGUGGUGGCCAAGGUUGGAGGCGCCUUCUGCGCCGUGACGAAGGUCAUCGGGCAAAUCUUCUCGUCCCUCAUAACCAUCAUCGAGAAGCUGGUGAUGUUCUUGAUCGACGUUGUGGUGAACAGCUUGAAGCUGGUUCGGGCCAUCUUCUUCAGCAUCUUCAGGCUCAUCCACAAGGACCUCGGCGGCAUGCGCGCCUGGACGGAAGAGUGCCCCGCCGUGUCCCCGGCGCUGCCCUCCAGCGAGGAGAUCGCGGCCUCCAGCGUCAUGGAAGCCGACAGCGAGAGCUUCUGCCUCCACGGAACGCUGCAGCGCUGCGCCAGCCUCAGCACAAGCGCCAGGGAGGAGUUCCUGACUGGAUGGUCCGAGUGGGAUGCCAAGUUUCUGGCCGAGCUCGUGCUGGAUGCCAGCAACGACUUCUACAAGGAGCUUGCUGGAGUUUCUGAGCCGGAGAAGAAGCGAAAGAUCAUCGGCAGGCUCUUCGUGGAGGCUUUCGAGAAGGCGGUCUCGGAGAUGGGCUUGCCCCACGAGAAGUGCUUGCUGCUGCAGGGCACAUUGUACCCCGAUGUCAUCGAGUCGACCUCCUACAAAGGCCCUUCUAGCGUCAUCAAGACCCACCACAACGUGGGCGGCUUGCCUGACAGGAUGAAGAUGGAGGUCAUCGAGCCGCUGCGGCUGCUCUUCAAAGACGAGGUGCGGAAAUUGGGCAAUGAGCUCGGGCUGCCCGUGACCUCUGUCAUGAGGCAUCCCUUCCCGGGCCCGGGCCUGGGAAUUCGCAUCAUUGGCGAGGUUACCAAGGAGAGCGCGGUCACGCUGUCUGCGGCUGAUGACAUUUACAUCGAGGAGCUUAGAAAAGCCGGGCACUAUGACAAGAUCGGCCAGGCCUUCGCUGUGUUGCUGCCCACCGUUCGCUCUGUGGGCGUUAUGGGCGAUCACAGGACCUACGAGAACGUUUGUGUGCUGAGAGCGGUGACAACGACGGACUUUAUGACUGCCGAUUGGUACGACAUGCCCCAUGACUUGUUGGCACGCAUCUCCAACCGAAUCAUCAACGAGGUGAAGGGCAUCAACCGAGUGUGCUACGAUGUCUCCUCCAAGCCUCCCGCCACCAUCGAGUGGGAAUGAGCUCUUCAUCACGUUUCACUGAUCGAUUUCAAGGAGCAGGUCAUUGCUAUGGUUUCAAUUGUGGAUCUGACCUGAAGGCCGCGUUUCAUGCCGUUCCAAGGCGCGGAGAGAUCUCUCCUCAACAUCACGGCCCCAGACUUCCCCCACCCAGCCCCAGCUUUUGGCGCCAAAACUCCAUGCCUUGGGGUUCACUGUGGUGCUUAGGUCCCCCUUUUGUGCUGCCUGGCUAUGGACUGAAAGCAGUUGGU
Messenger RNA from Effrenium voratum, 1379 nucleotides. Lineage: Eukaryota; Dinophyceae; Suessiales; Symbiodiniaceae. The record is from the annotation of a GenBank genome assembly.